AUGCCAGAGCAGCAGCAGCAGGGUGGCGUGGUGGUCCACUCGCUUCCCAUCAAGACGACAUUCCGCGGCACGACCGACAUUGAUGCGAACUUCACGCAGCACACCGUUCGGGACGAGAGUGGCGAGCUCCACAACACGCUUCGGGGCCGCACAUUGAUCGGGCGUGAGGUCGUGCUGCCGCCGACGUACGCACUAGUGUGUGCGUCUCUUGCGAAGCGCCAGCAGACACAGGGCGCGGCUGGACAGUCAGUUGCGGCGCUGGUGCAGGUGGAGGCGACGGCGAGCGACGUGCAUGUGAGUGCCGCCACCGAUCGCUUCUGUCUCUGGGAGCACGACAAGCGGCCGGAGCGGCCCGCCGCAUUACUGCAGUGGCUGGGG
Molecule: messenger RNA, 378 nt
Organism: Trypanosoma grayi
Lineage: Eukaryota; Euglenozoa; Kinetoplastea; Trypanosomatida; Trypanosomatidae
Product: putative ribonuclease H1/H2 small subunit
Exons: 1
Biological process (GO): RNA catabolic process
Cellular component (GO): ribonuclease H2 complex
Source: RefSeq, a predicted model, not a curated record